Messenger RNA from Spirodela intermedia, 1062 nucleotides. The record is from the annotation of a GenBank genome assembly. Lineage: Eukaryota; Viridiplantae; Streptophyta; Magnoliopsida; Alismatales; Araceae.
AUGUACUCCAGCUUCUUCGGCGGGAUCACUCUCGAACCCGCGCUCAUGGUUAUUCCCAUCGACGAUCAUAUGGUUCACAGAGGGCACGGCGUCUUCGACACAGCGUUGAUCAUGAACGGGUACGCCCCCCCCGAUUGGAGGUUCUGAUAUCUUCUUCUUCUUCUUCUUCUUCGUGCAUAAUCAUUCAGUUUGCAGGUUCCUGUACGAGCUCGAUGCUCAUCUGGACCGGCUAUUGAAGUCCGCAUCGAAGGCGAAGAUCUCCCCCCCUUUCCCUAGAGCGACCCUGCGGAGCAUCCUCAUCCAGCUGACGGCGGCGUCCAAGUGCGAGAAAGGUUGUCUCCGGUUCUGGCUGAGCGCCGGACCCGGGGACUUUCUUCUGUCGCCGGCGGGUUGCCCUGAGCCGGGGUUCUACGCCGUGGUUGUGGACGAGGACUUCCAGCAGCCCAGGGAGGGAGUGAAGGUGAUAACCUCCACCGUCCCCAUGAAGCCCCCUUUCUUCGCCACCACGAAGACCGUGAACUACCUCCCGAAUGUCCUCUCCGCCAUGGAAGCGGAGGAGCAGGGGGCCUUCGCCGCCGUGUGGGUGGACGACCGGGGCUUCAUUGCCGAGGGCCCAAACGUCAACGUGGCCUUCAUAAGCAAGCGUGGCGAGCUCCUCCUGCCGCGCUUCGACAAGAUCCUCGGCGGCUGCACCGCGCAGAGGCUACUCGAGCUCGCGCCGGCGCUAGUGGAGAAGGGCCUCUUGCAGAGCGUCCUCAUGAAGGAUAUAACCGUGGAGGAGGCCAAGGACUCGGCCGAGAUGAUGUGCGUCGGAACGAUGCUCCCUCUGCUUCCGGUGAUCGCAUGGGACGACCAGCCUAUCGGCGACGGUAAGUAAGUCAACCCCGUUUACCCUUUGAUAACCUCGCCGUUGACUUGGGAAUCCUCUGACGGCCCUCUCUCUCUCUCUCUAUCUGUGCUGCAGGGCGUGUGGGCGAGCUGACCCUCGCCCUCUCCGACCUGCUGUGGGAGGACAUGGUGGCCGGGACGGGUAAACAGAGGAUCCGCGUCCCCUAUGAGUAG